AUGCUGCCGCCCAUAGGCAAAGCCAUACUUCGCUGCAAAUCUGAGGAAAAAAGUAGCAAUAAAGACUCCGCAGCCAAACGUCGUCUACCCCGUGGUGUACUCCACCUACAGGAGCUUUCCACUCGCUUUCCAAAGAGUUUAACCUACAAACAAAUGCAGAAAUCCAGCUUCCUCCAAGUUCCCGAAAUCAUCAUUCUCAUUAUGGAGAGGCUGGAUAAGUGUUUACCGCCGUUAUCGAAAUUCCUAAACGGAUGCCUGCCAGAGACGGUGAGCCAAUGUGAAGACAUGUUGUCCACGUUGGUAAACGGCCAGGCCUUCCGUUCGCCAUACUCUCUCAAGACGCUGGAUGACGCUAAUCCGGUGCAGUUGUGUAUCAUGCUGAAACUCUUCCUCCUACGCUUGGAAUUACCGCCCUUUUUGGCCUCCAUAGAACUCUGCGAGAUUCUGAGAAAGGAGCCCUUUAAAGUCACCCCGAAUAUUGGUAUGUGUAGGGCGGUGACCUAUGAAAUACUUUCGAAGGAAUUAAAGGGUAGUCUGGUGCACUCUUCCGCAGCCCAAACGGCCACGUUUGCCUACAUAAUGGAACGAUUCCAGCGUUGGUGUCAUGAGGAGGUUGCCUUUCGACUCAAAAAUGGAGACACUUCGGUUGAUAGGACCCAGGUGUUUGAAGAUGCUGUCGAACUUCUGACUCACGUGUUCGGCCCCUGUUUGGUAGGACUGGAUUAUGGCUAUUUGGCGGCGAUGGUGUUUAACAAGGUGGAAGACUACACACCGGAGAUAAUUAUACAGACAAUUCUUCGGCUCUGUAUGGGCUUUAUUGUGACUCGCUUCUGGCAUGAUAUCUCGCUUUACGGUAUUCUUGAGUCGACCCAGAACCUGCCGGGAAAAGCAGCUUCGGGUGUGAAUACGGAUUCGUCUCUGGGGGGAUCUAAAGUUCACAAAUUGGCUCUGCACCAUUGA
Molecule: messenger RNA, 960 nt
Organism: Dibothriocephalus latus
Lineage: Eukaryota; Metazoa; Platyhelminthes; Cestoda; Diphyllobothriidea; Diphyllobothriidae
Source: the annotation of a GenBank genome assembly